AAUAAACUAGGUACUGCUGAUAAGCAAAUACAAUAAGCACACUCUAGCUAAGAUCGCUCGCCUCCUUUAUUACAACCCUACUCUUGCUAAUCUAGUCGAGAUUAUUUUAAUAACGUUAAAAAGGACAAGUUUCUGGGAGAUUUUUCCAAAACAAUCGUCUGAUCUCCCAAGAUUAUAUUAGUUGCCGGUCACCUUUGCUUUUCUUUACAUUGGUUAUAUUAGUUGCCGGUCAUUUGACUUCACUUGCCGGUUGAUUCCGCAUUGCUUAUAUAUAACCUCCCUUACUACAAGCUUCUUUUCUUUCAUUCAUUCAUUCAUUCAACUGUUUGAUCAGUUUCAAGAGAUUCUAAAACAGCUUCUAGUUCUUGGCAAAUAUGUGUCCGACAUCAAAGGAGAAAGCACAAAACGGCAAUGUGAAACGCCUCGAGACCAGAACCUCCUCACUCGAAACGGAGGACUCUGAUUUGUUAAGAAUGAUGAACAGACCUCGGCCUGUCAACAUAGAGAGGAACCGGUCUUUUGAUGAGAGAUCCUUUAGUGAAUUAUCAACUACCCUGUCACCACCGCGCAUAUCUCAUAUCUUUGAUUUUCUAGACACUACGUAUUCUCCUGGAAGAUGGACUGGUAGUCCUAGAUCUGCCUGCGGCUACGAGACUCACCCCAUGGUGGGAGAAGCAUGGGAGGCGCUGAGGCGUUCAUUAGUGCAUUUUCGUGGAAAUCCUGUUGGGACAAUUGCUGCACUGGAUCAUUCUUCUGAAGAACUUAACUACGACCAGGUUUUCUUGAGGGACUUUAUUCCAAGUGCCUUGGCCUUUUUGAUGAAUGGAGAGCCUGAUGUAGUCAAGAACUUUCUUUUAAAAACCCUGCGCCUGCAAUCAUGGGAGAAGAGGGUAGACAGAUUCAAGCUAGGUGAAGGAGUGAUGCCAGCAAGCUUUAAAGUGCUUCAUGACCCUGUUCGGAAUUCUGAAACUAUCAUUGCAGAUUUUGGUGAAAGUGCUAUAGGAAGAGUGGCUCCUGUGGACUCUGGUUUCUGGUGGAUCAUAUUACUUCGUGCUUAUACAAAGUCCACAGGGGACAAUUCUCUGGCGGAACUGCCUGAAUUUCAACAGGGUAUGCGCCUUAUCCUGGAUUUAUGCCUUUCUGAAGGCUUUGAUACUUUUCCAACCCUUCUUUGUGCUGAUGGAUGCUCCAUGGUUGACCGAAGAAUGGGUGUUUAUGGCUAUCCCAUUGAGAUACAAGCAUUAUUCUUUAUGGCAUUAAGGUGUGCUUUGCUUCUACUAAAGAACGAUGACGAGGGAAAAGAGUUGGCAGACCGUAUAAGAACACGCCUCAACGCUUUGAGUUAUCACAUGCGCAAUUAUUUCUGGCUAGACUUGAAACAGCUGAACGACAUAUAUCGUUACAGGACAGAAGAAUAUUCUCAUACAGCAGUUAACAAGUUCAAUGUGAUGCCUGACUCCCUUCCAGAAUGGGUGUUUGAUUUCAUGCCAUGUCGUGGAGGUUACUUCAUUGGAAAUGUGAGUCCAGCAAGAAUGGACUUCCGCUGGUUUUGCUUGGGAAACUGUGUAGCAAUCUUGUCGUCUAUGGCUACUCCUGAGCAAGCCUCAGCAAUAAUGGAUCUUAUUGAAGCACGCUGGGGGGAGCUUGUUGGAGAAAUGCCGUUGAAGAUUUGUUAUCCUGCAAUGGAAAGCCAUGAAUGGCGGAUAGUUACAGGCUGCGAUACAAAGAACACUAGCUGGAGCUAUCACAAUGGAGGAUCAUGGCCAGUGCUUCUGUGGCUGCUGACCGCUGCAUGUAUCAAGACGGGGCGACCCCAGAUGGCAAGACGUGCCAUAGAACUAGCGGAGAGUCGUUUGAUGAAGGAUCAUUGGCCUGAAUACUAUGAUGGAAAGCAUGGCCGGUAUGUGGGGAAGCAGGCUCGCAAGUACCAGACUUGGUCUAUUGCUGGCUACUUGGUGGCCAAAAUGAUGCUUGAGGAUCCAUCUCAUCUGGGAAUGAUUUCCAUUGAAGAAGAUAAACAAAUGCAGACUGGGAUGAAAAGAUCUGCUUCUUGGGUUUGAAUUAAUUGCUGAGUGAUUUUUAUUAUGUUAAUACAAAGUUGAUAGUUUUUGUAAUCCAUUUCUCUCUUCUGUAAAAUUUACUACUGAAUAUUUGCAAGUUGGCCAAUUAAAAAAUUAAAAUUUUGGCUUAUUA
Messenger RNA from Daucus carota subsp. sativus, 2193 nucleotides. RefSeq names its product probable alkaline/neutral invertase D. Gene Ontology annotation, molecular function: endo-alpha-N-acetylgalactosaminidase activity; sucrose alpha-glucosidase activity. Lineage: Eukaryota; Viridiplantae; Streptophyta; Magnoliopsida; Apiales; Apiaceae. The transcript is spliced from 5 exons. The coding region runs from base 375 to 2060 and encodes 561 amino acids. Gene Ontology annotation, biological process: sucrose catabolic process. The record is from RefSeq and is a predicted model, not a curated record.